Sugiyamaella lignohabitans is the source of this 1383-nucleotide messenger RNA. RefSeq names its product Sgf73p (gene SGF73). NCBI's taxonomy places the organism in Eukaryota, Fungi, Ascomycota, Dipodascomycetes, Dipodascales, Trichomonascaceae. Gene Ontology annotation, biological process: regulation of transcription by RNA polymerase II; RITS complex assembly; regulatory ncRNA-mediated heterochromatin formation. Bases 1 to 1383 code for a protein of 460 amino acids. Gene Ontology annotation, cellular component: SAGA complex. The transcript has a single exon. The record is from RefSeq and is a predicted model, not a curated record.
AUGAGCUCUACUAAUGCCGUAACAGUGUCCAGUAAUGCAUCAGAGGCUGAUAGGUUACUUCUGGAUAAGGCAUUUGCAAGUUCUGUCGAUGCUUCUCAAAUUGUUAUACGAGUCAAAAAGCCGGCUGUGCCACCUACAUCGGCAACUCCAAGUACAGUAUGGCAAGAUUAUGCACUUUCACUAGAAAAACAGGAUUCUGAUAGAUUACACAAAAUACGUCUAAAGAAGGCGAGUGAUUCGACUGCAACUAACUCGUCUCGACCCCGGAUUAACUUAUGGGAUAGAAGAAACCUUUCGCCAGUCAACCUUUUAACAUCGAAAUUAGACUAUGUGCUUUGUGCACAUUGCAGCAAACCGCUGCUCACAGAAGCUUUACAAUAUCACGUUGAAUUUACAUGUCCCAAAGUGAACAGAAAAUCGUCGUCUAAUAUUUCUGAGGCUGAAAUUUCAGAGGUAAAGUUAAAUGGUACCACUAAAAAGAGAAAAUGGGACGAUACAAUGUCUUCAACUUCGUCUCCUCAUCCUGAAGACCCAACCCAGUCUUUGAAUGGGGAGGUAACACCGAAAAAAGUCAAGAAAAAAUACGUCAAGAAGCAAAAAUUGGGUCAUGGCUCUGUAUCCAACGGCAAUGGUGGUGACGACUCUCUAGGCUAUUCUAUGGACAGCCCUUCUGCUGAAGGAACGCCGGAGAAAAAGGCAAGAAAGUCAAAGAGAGAAAAACUUGUCAAAUCAUCAGCCUCAAAAAGUAAGGGUCCAGUUGAUGUGGAACGACAAUGUGGUGUUGAAUUGCCAAAUGGUGGUCUCUGUGCCAGAUCACUCACCUGUAAGACACACUCUAUGGGAGCCAAACGUGCUGUAAAAGGCCGUUCUGCACCCUACGAUAUUCUCCUUGCUCAAUAUCAACGCAAAAAUCAAGUCAAGAUGGCCAGUCUUAGCACUGCUCAACAACUGGCUGAUGAAAACGAAGCUCUCGGUGGAUCAACGCCUCUUAACCCUGACGAAGAAGUGCAACAGGUAAUGGAGGGUGUCCAGCGGGCCUAUCCUAUCCCACUGGAACGGGGUGUGAUAUUUCCUACCAAUCUUAAAAGCAAAUUUUUUCGUAUGCGUGAGAUGCUUGCAAAUGCCCUGAUACCUAAAGGCUCUCCUCCCGGUCUUGGUCGUAUUAUGGGACGGGCGUCUGCCUUUAAUCCUGAAAGUCCCACCACUUUGCAUUUCGUUCGACCCCCUGCCUUGCAAAGAACUGCGUAUCUAGCAUCGAUUCGCCAACAACAGCUACUGCAGCAACAGCAGCAAAAGCUGGCUUCUGGAUCUCAACUCCAAGCUCAACAAAACAUGGUAUCGGCUGUAGCGCCGUCAUCAAGACAAGCAAGUCCUUCAAAAUAG